AUGGGGAAUAUUCCUCCUUUCAAAUUGGAAAAACUACAAGAUGGUGAAUGUUGGUCUAUUAUGAAGGAGAAAGCUUUUUCUCCCGGUGGAGCGGUAAACACAACAAACAUGACAAGAAUAGGUCUAAAGAUAGCAAAAAAAUGCAGCGGUUUACCACUAGCAGCAAAAUUUCUUGGAGGUCUAAUGCGCUCAAGAAAUGAAGAAGUCGAUUGGUUGUCUAUUGAAGAAAAUGAUAUUUGGAAUACACUAGAAAGUCAGAGCAAAAUCAUACCGAUAUUAAAAUUAAGCUAUGAUAAUCUGUCGUCCGAGUUAAAACAGUGUUUCUCCUACUGCUCUAUAUUUCCAAAAGAUUGGGAGAUAAAUAGAGCAACACUGGUUCAAUUAUGGAUAGCAGAAGGAUUUCUGGACACUUGUAAUCUUGAAAACGGAAGAUCGAUUGAAGACAUUGCAGAUGAAUACUUUGAGAGUUUACUAUGGAGUUCAUUUUUGGAUUGUGUGCAACAGAGUUUAUUGGAUGACAUAGUGACGUGCAAGAUGCAUGAUCUCGUGCAUGAUCUUGCACAAGCUGUUGCUGGGGAUCAGGCAUUGAUGUCUCUCAAGGCGAGUGAGUUGAAUAAUAAUUCUAAUAUCCGUCGGUUACAGGUUAACGUUGGACGUGGAUUUAUCAUCAACAUGUCUGAAAAGCUUAAGUGA
Molecule: messenger RNA, 693 nt
Organism: Papaver somniferum (opium poppy)
Lineage: Eukaryota; Viridiplantae; Streptophyta; Magnoliopsida; Ranunculales; Papaveraceae
Product: putative disease resistance protein RGA1
Exons: 1
Coding region: 1-693 (230 amino acids)
Biological process (GO): defense response to other organism
Molecular function (GO): ADP binding
Source: RefSeq, a predicted model, not a curated record